Molecule: messenger RNA, 3741 nt
Organism: Capsella rubella
Lineage: Eukaryota; Viridiplantae; Streptophyta; Magnoliopsida; Brassicales; Brassicaceae
Exons: 6
Coding region: 1-3741 (1246 amino acids)
Biological process (GO): telomere maintenance; DNA repair
Molecular function (GO): DNA helicase activity
Source: RefSeq, a predicted model, not a curated record
AUGUGGUAUGAUGAGCGUAUUCGCAAGAGACGCAACCAGGAGGAGCCAACGUUCACACUAUGUUGUGGACAAGGACAAGUUAAAUUGCCCUUUCUUAAAGAGUCUCCAGAGUUAAUAAAGAAGCUUCUAAGUGGUGAUGAUGCUCUCAGCAAACAUUUUAGAGAUAAUUUGCGAAUCUUUAAUAUGAUUUUUGCAAUGACAUCACUAGGGGGGAAAGUUGACAAAUCUGUAGCAAAAGGCAAAGGACCUACAGCAUUUCGCUUGCAAGGAGGAAACUAUCACUUGAUUGGUAGUUUAAAGCCUGAAGCGGGAGAUUAUGCUAAAUAUUCUCAAUUCUAUAUUGUGGAUACUCAGAACGAAGUCGAUAAUCGAGCUACGGUCAUCAGCAAGGGUAAAAAUGUUGCACCAACUUCAGCCAGAAAACAGCUAAAAAAGGAAGUCAUUGAAGCACUGAUAGAAAUGCUUAACGACCAUAAUCCUUAUGUCCAGACGUUCAGGUCCGCGAGAGAGAGGUUUGAAUCUAACAAUGAUGAACCUUUCCACAUGCGUAUUGUCGCAGAUCGCAAGGGUGUAGAUGGAAGGACAUAUAGUAUACCUACUUCAUCAGAAGUAGCUGCUUUAAUUCCAGGAGAUUUCAUCAAACAAAUGCCUGACCGUGACAUAGUUAUCCAAGAAAAGAGUACUGGUCAUUUACAGAGGAUAAGCCAAAUUCAUAUAUCUUACUUAGCACUACAAUAUCCUCUAAUUUUCUGCUAUGGUGAAGAUGGCUAUAGACCUGGGAUAGAAAAAUGCAAUAUUCCAGCAAAAACAAGGAAGAAUAAGAAGAAAUGCAUCAGCAUGAGACAAUGGUUUGCAUUCCGGUUACAAGAGAGGGAAAACGAGUGUCAUACACUUUUGCGUUCAAAGAGGUUGUUUCAGCAGUUUUUGUGUGAUGCUUACACCACAAUAGAAUCAAACCGGCUAUCGUACAUCAAAUUUAACCAGUCAAAGCUUCGGUGUGAGAAUUUUGACUCCAUCAAAAAAGCAGCUGAAUCAGGAACAACCUCAUUGGGUGAAGAAGGUAACCAAUUACUGAUUCCUACUUCUUUCACGGGUGGUCCUCGGUAUAUGGUUCAAAUUUACUAUGACGCAAUGGCAAUCUGUAAGCAUUACGGAUUCCCAGACCUAUUUAUCACAUUCACAUGUAACCCUAAAUGGCCAGAGAUAACGAGAUAUUGCCAAACCCGAGGGUUAACAGCUGAGGACAGACCAGAUAUUGUUGCUAGGAUAUUCAAGAUAAAGUUGGACUCUCUAAUGAGAGACCUGACAGAAAGGAAAAUGCUUGGGAAGGCAGUAGCAUCUAUGUAUACCGUUGAAUUUCAGAAAAGAGGGUUACCACAUGCUCACAUUUUGCUCUUUAUGGAUGCUAAGAGUAAGCUCCCAACAGCAGACGACAUCGACAAGAUGAUUUCUGCUGAGAUUCCAGAUAAAGAAAAGGAACCAGAACUAUAUGAAGUUAUCAAAAACUCUAUGAUACACGGUCCAUGUGGUGCAGCAAAUCCUAAUUCUCCGUGUAUGGUUGAUGGAUCAUGCUCGAAGCAUUAUCCUAAAAAAUUCCAAGAGAUCACUAAGGUUGGAAGUGACGGUUACCCUAUCUAUAGAAGAAGGGAAACAGCUGAUUAUGUUGAGAAGGGUGGCUUUAAAUGUGACAACAGGUAUGUGGUUCCAUACAAUAAGAAGCUUUCACUCCGAUAUCAGGCUCAUAUCAACGUUGAAUGGUGCAAUCAGAAUGGGAGUAUAAAAUACUUAUUUAAGUAUAUAAACAAAGGACCAGAUCGUGUCACAUUUAUAGUUGAACCCGCUAAUCAGGCCACAAGUGAUUCAAGUGCAACUACAGGGCAGGAAUCAAGUCCAACUGAGAAAAAAAAGAACGAAAUUAAAGACUGGUUCGAUUGCAGAUAUGUAUCAGCAUCAGAGGCAAUUUGGAGGAUUUUUAAGUUUCCUUUGCAACAUAGAUCUACACCAGUUCAGAGAUUAUCUUUUCAUCUCGAAGGGAAGCAACCUGCGUAUUUUGAUUCAGAAGCACAUAUUGACGAUGUCCUCGACCAUCUUACACUAACAGAGGCUGAGAUGAAGAAUUACACUCUUCAGGAAAUAGAAAAAAUUAUGUUGUUUAAUGGUGGAACUCUCCAGGGCAUUGAUAAUUUCCCACAGCCAUCAAGAGAAGGUAUUGACAAUUCCAAUAGAUUAAUUGUUGACGAGAUGAGAUAUAAUAGGGACGAGUUGGAAGAGAAACAUACUGAAUGGGUUGCAAAGCUUACUACUGAGCAGAGAGGUAUAUACGAGGAAAUCACAAGUGCUGUUUUCAAGGAUUUAGGUGGUGUUUUCUUUGUUUAUGGAUUUGGAGGAACAAGGAAAACAUUUUUAUGGAAAACUCUUGCAGCUGCUAUUAGAUCUAGAGGACAGAUAGUUUUAAAUGUCGCGUCCAGUGGUAUAGCAUCAUUGUUGUUAGAAGGAGGAAGGACCGCACACUCUCGGUUUUCAAUUCCAUUGAAUCCUGACGAAUUUGCUCUAUGCAAAAUCAAACCUAAGUCAGAUUUAGCAAAUCUGAUAAGAGAAGCCUCUCUGAUUGUCUGGGACGAAGCCCCAAUGAUGAGCAAGUUUUGUUUCGAAGCUUUAGAUAAGAGCUUCUCAGACAUUAUCAGAAACACAAACAACAAGGUGUUUGGUGGUAAGGUUGUGGUGUUUGGUGGUGAUUUCAGGCAGGUUCUACCAGUUAUAAUUGGCGCAGGAAGGGCAGAGAUUUUCAUGUCAGCACUAAAUGCCUCUUACCUUUGGGAUCAUUGUAAAGUGCUAAGAUUAACGAAAAAUAUGCGCCUCCUAUCUGGCAACUUAAGUGAAGAUGAAGCUACACAUAUCCAACAGUUUUCAGAUUGGUUAUUAGCAGUUGGUGAUGGUAGGAUUAAUGAGCCAAAUGAUGGUGAGGCACUUAUCGAUAUCCCAGAAGAUUUGUUGAUAACAAAUGCAGAUAAUCCUAUUGAAGCUAUUACUAGAGAAGUUUAUGGAGAUCCUACUAAGCUGCACGAAAUAAACGAAUCAAAGUUUUUCCAACAAAGAGCUAUUUUAGCACCAAAGAAUGAGGAUGUGAACACAAUUAACCACUACAUGCUGGAGCAUUUGAACAGUGAAGAAAGGGUAUAUCUAAGUGCAGAUAGCAUAGAUCCAACAGAUUCAGACGCAUUAAAGAAUCCCGUCAUCACUCCAGAUUUUUUAAAUUCUAUCAAGCUAUCCGGAAUGCCACACCAUGCCUUGCGUUUGAAAAUUGGAGCACCAGUUAUGUUGCUAAGGAACAUUGACCCUAAAGGUGGGCUAUGCAACGGGACAAGGCUACAAAUUACUCAGCUGGCUAAUCAUGUUGUGCAAGCUAGAGUGAUAACAGGCGACAGAAGUGGUGAGAUUGUUUUAAUCCCCAACAUCAACCUAACACCUUCUGAUACAAAGCUGCCAUUCAAAAUGCGUAGAAGACAGUUUCCCCUAUCGGUUGCAUUUGCUAUGACCAUCAACAAGAGUCAGGGACAAUCUCUAGAACGCGUAGGUCUCUACUUGCCUAAACCUGUUUUCUCUCAUGGCCAGCUUUAUGUUGCAUUGUCUAGGGUUACAUCGAAGAAAGGCUUAAAAAUAAUCAUUCUAGACAAAGAGGGAAAGAUUCAAAAGCAAACAACAAAUGUUGUUUUCAAAGAAGUCUUUGAAAACAUUAACUGA